Anas platyrhynchos (mallard) is the source of this 2482-nucleotide messenger RNA. RefSeq names its product epithelial membrane protein 2 (gene EMP2). Gene Ontology annotation, molecular function: protein kinase binding. Gene Ontology annotation, cellular component: plasma membrane; cytoplasm. Gene Ontology annotation, biological process: positive regulation of integrin-mediated signaling pathway; regulation of cell-matrix adhesion; cell adhesion. The record is from RefSeq and is a predicted model, not a curated record. NCBI's taxonomy places the organism in Eukaryota, Metazoa, Chordata, Aves, Anseriformes, Anatidae.
UUAAGUGGGAAAGCUGAAGGAAUGCUGUCAGUUCCUGCAUGGGCCCCACAGUAAAGCACCUUAUAGAUGGAUGAGAGUCUAGUUCUGGGUAUUUACAAGUGUAUUGUACAGAACAGAGUCACACAUCAGGACAGGGUCCUCACUGGUAGAGCUGCUUGUCAUUCAUCUUUUGCUGCGAAUGCCCGCGUCUGACAUCAUUUCUGCAGGAGGGAGGGCAGGAGGCAGCCGCCGCCGCCGCCGGACGGUUGCACCCGGGCGGAGAGCCGCCGCCGGCCCCCGGCAGGCAGAUGACUUGCAUUAUUGUCUGCUUAGAUGCCAUCUGUGCAACAAAUGAAACUCUGGAAAAAAACUAACCACAAGACAAGAGAGUGCAGUGAGAAGACUGGUACAUAUUACAAUGAAAAUAUUUUGAUGUGGUAUUAUACAAAACCACAAAAUAUCUUCCUUUCCUUCUUCCUUCCUUUCAUUCAAGUAAGGCUCAGUAGAGAGCCAUGAAUGACAUUUCUAGAAGCAGAAUGCGGCUGGUAGAUUCAGAAGAUCUUGAGUCAUGUGGUGGAAUCGGCUCUUUGGAGGAGGUUACCACUUCUGGUUCUUGUUGUGGCUGAAAAGAUCUAUCUUGGACUGAAGUCUCCUCAGCUCAAGGAUGUUGAUUCUUCUGGCUUUCAUUAUUGUGUUUCACAUAACCUCAGCAGCACUGCUGUUCAUCUCAACUAUUGACAAUGCCUGGUGGGUAGGAGAUAAUUUUUCUACAGAUGUCUGGAGAAUGUGUACCACAAACACUAGCACCUGCAGAGCUAUAACUGAUCAAUUCAGAGAGUAUCAAUCAAUUCAGGCUGUUCAGGCCUCCAUGAUCCUAUCUACUAUUUUCUGUUGCGUGGCUUUUCUGGUUUUCAUUCUUCAACUCUUCCGUCUAAAGCAAGGAGAAAGAUUUGUGUUAACCUCUAUUAUCCAGCUCCUGUCAUGUCUGUGUGUUAUGAUUGCAGCUUCCAUUUAUACAGAUAGGCAUGAAGAACUGCACAAGAGCAAUGAAUAUAUCCCUGAAGUUUCUGAAGGCCAAUAUGGCUAUUCCUUCGUCUUAGCCUGGAUUGCAUUUGCCUUUACUCUGAUCAGCGGCAUUAUGUACCUAAUAUUAAGGAAGCGUAAAUAAAUGUCAGCAGCUAGUUAUUUCUGUCACUACAGUACAAAACCAAAUUCCAAUAACCAUUUUGUAUAUAAUCAUUUACAUGGUUUUGUAGUAAAGGUAUUGUUUCUCUAAAAAUGUACUGUGUUCUUGAUAUGAAACAGAAUACCAAAAAAUGGCAGGUUUAAUGGAAUGCCUGGCACCAGCAGAUCAGGGGGCUGAGCAGGACAGAGGCAAGUUUUUUUUUCCUUUUUUUUUUUUUUUUUUUAAACAUAUUUCAUCAUCAUCAAUGGCUUUCCAUUUACUAGGCAUUAACAGUUUGUUCUUGGCCUCUGCCAGAUUACAAAUAAAACCUCUGCAAAUUAAUUUGUAAGCAAUAUGCUAACCAUAUUCCUGGCCCAGAUCUAGCCCUUUGGGAUGGGAAAAAUAUAGGGGAGUCAAAAAUUAGACCAAAAUCACAGUGCAAAAGCAAACAAUUUUAAAAGCCCAAAACUGCAAUCAGCAUGCCUGUUCUAGCAGAAGACUAGUGUUCUGCUAUUUAUAACAUGCAGUAAGUGUCAUCGAGCUUUUAUUAAAACCACUUGCUUUGCAAAAGUAAACAACUCCUUUUUGUACUCCAGCAAAUCAUUCUCUUGAUUCUCCUUCACAUUUCAUUUAAGCAUACAGAGCCUUUGGCAAGAGAAGUUACCAGCAAAUGCAGUGUACAACUUGGGACUGGAGUAGUCUGAGGAGUAAGAGAUAUUCCACUCAAGUCCUAUAUCCCUCUAUUUUUGCAUUGUGCAGUCUUUCCGGGGGAAAAAAAAAAAAAAGAAAGAAAAAAAAUGGCCAAACUCAACAUGUUUAUUACACUGGGCUUUGAUUAGAUAGUAAUUUCCUGGCUAAUAUAUCAUUUACAAAAGCAUUCCCUGAGUCUGCCCACUAGGAAAUUGGCCUUUACCAAAAUAAUUCUAAAUUCUUUUGUGGAUUUUACUUGAAAAGGAAAGAAAUCAGAGUGUAAUAGUUUUGUUUAUGAGUUCCAGGAUAGUUUUUCAAAAUAAAACGACUUGGUGAUUUUUAUUUCUCAAUAACUUUGUGAGAGAAAUCUCUACUGUAAUACCAGGCUUAACUGUUCAGCAGUAUAAUACUAGCUUUGGCUAAUGGUGAUUUCAGAGUUUGGAGACCAAGGUGGAGAAUGAAUGAAGUUGCUUUUUCUGGUUAGUCACAGUUUUGAUGUUUAAAUACAGAUUUGACUUUGUAAAAGCACUAACCAUGUAUUUACUUCAGUAUGUUCUCUACAGCUGGCCCAAUACAUAGGCAAUAAAAAAUAAAUAGGUCUUGGAUGAGGUUUUACUCUUAAUACAGAAUAAAGUUGUUAUUACAAAA